AUGUCGGUGGGCAAGAGUUGCCUUUUGCUGCGGUUCGCCGAAGGUCGCUUCGAGCCCGACAUGAUGGCCACCAUGGGCAUCGACUUCCGCCUCAAGGACAUCGACUUCGGGGACAAGCGGGUCCCGUUCCAGCUCUGGGACACAGCCGGGCAGGACCGAUAUCGGGCAAUCACCACUGCCUACUACCGCGGGGCACAGGGCGUAGCGAUCGUCUACGACACAACCAGCAAGAAGAUGCGAAGUCUCGAGCAGCACGCGCCGCGCGAGAUCAGCAAGGUGCUGGUGGGCAACAAGUGCGACCUCGACAGCGAGCGCGAGGUGUCGGAGGACAUGGGCCGCGACCUGGCCGACGAGUACGGCACGGCCUUCUUCGAAACGUCGGCCAUGACCGGCCACGGCGUCGACGCCUGCUUCAUGCACCUCGCCCGACAGGUCAAGCAGCGAAUGGACAAUGCCGGCAGCACCGGUGGUGACAAGGCCGGCGUUGUUGUCGUCGAACCCGACACACCAUCGACGCCCGCUCCUCCCUGCAGCUGCGCCAUCUGA
Messenger RNA from Acanthamoeba castellanii str. Neff, 546 nucleotides. RefSeq names its product Ras subfamily protein. Gene Ontology annotation, molecular function: GTPase activity; GTP binding. The coding region runs from base 1 to 546 and encodes 181 amino acids. The record is from RefSeq and is a predicted model, not a curated record. Lineage: Eukaryota; Discosea; Longamoebia; Acanthamoebidae. Gene Ontology annotation, biological process: protein secretion; regulation of exocytosis. The transcript has 5 exons.